CCGAGUGACCGGGGAAAUUCCAGUCCCACGUAGUCAACGUCCCCAAAUAGAGCCACAUUCCAACACAGUCUCUGUAUAUUGCUCAGCUCCUGAUAAUCAAGAUGGAAGAACUGACGCAUGAAGAGCGGACAUUGCUCUUGGAUGCAUUCAAAAUUAUGGACAAGGAAAACGAGGGUGCCAUCACCUCCAAGGAGCUGGCAGUGGUAAUUCGCGCCCUCGGUCGUCAGCCUUCUGAUAACGAGGUUCAGUCUAUGAUUAACGAGGUGGACUCGGACGGCAAUGGGUCCAUUGAGGCUCCGGAAUUCUGUGCCGUGAUUCUGCGCCAGAUGUGCGACACCAAUCACGAGGACGAGCUGCGUGAUAGCUUCCGAGUGUUUGACAAGGAGAAUCAGGGAUAUAUAACCAUCACCGAGGUGAAGAGUGUCAUGACCGCGCUGGGUUUUAAAGUGGCCGACGAGGAGCUGGAGGAAAUUAUUCGCGAGUACGAUUUAGAUCAGGACAAUCGUAUCAAUUACGAGGAGUUUGUCAACAUGAUGACGAUGAGAUAACCUCCUUUCAUGGAGGUCCCUUUGACUUUUAUGUCAUUACUAUAUUUUCAGUUUAUUUAAAAAGGGAGUUGACAUUGAAACACAACCCAAAGAUCCACAAAACUACAUUAAUAUAUACAACAAAAAAAC
Molecule: messenger RNA, 677 nt
Organism: Drosophila kikkawai
Lineage: Eukaryota; Metazoa; Arthropoda; Insecta; Diptera; Drosophilidae
Product: calmodulin-1
Molecular function (GO): enzyme regulator activity; calcium ion binding
Source: RefSeq, a predicted model, not a curated record